AUGGGCAGCGGCGGUGGCGGUAGUGGUGGUGGAGGAGCCGUGGGUGGUGAAGGUGUCAAAGGAGGUAGUGACUUGGAUGGUGGUGGAGGCGCAUCCACGGGAGGCAUGGGUAGUAGAGGUGUCGAAGGAUGUUGUGACUUGGCCGGUGGUGGCGAUGGAGGCAUGGGUAGUGGAGGUAUCGGAGGAGUUGCUGACUUGGCCGGUGGUGCCAAUGGAGGAGGCGUGGGAGGUGAAGGUGUCGAAGGAGGUAGUGACUUGGCCGGUGGUUGGGGUGCAAGAGGCGUGGGUAGUAAAGAUGUCGGAGGAGGUGGCGACUUAAGCCGUGAUGGUGGCGGUGGUGGAGGAGUGUUGGAGUACUCGGUGGGGGAGGAGGCAUCGGAGGAGGUGGUGACUUGGGCGGCGACGGCAGCGGCGACGGUGACGGUAGUGGAAGAGGUGUGGGAGGUGGUCGUGGUGGUGGUGUUGGAGGAGGUGGCGGGGGAGGAGGCAUGGGUGGCGAAGGUGUCGAGGGAGAACACGAGCAAAAGAGAGACAGCAAAUUUCGCAAGUUAUUGA
Messenger RNA from Rhodamnia argentea, 555 nucleotides. Its product is annotated as acanthoscurrin-2-like. The transcript has 3 exons. NCBI's taxonomy places the organism in Eukaryota, Viridiplantae, Streptophyta, Magnoliopsida, Myrtales, Myrtaceae. The record is from RefSeq and is a predicted model, not a curated record. The coding region runs from base 1 to 555 and encodes 184 amino acids.